Manduca sexta (tobacco hornworm) is the source of this 885-nucleotide messenger RNA. Its product is annotated as circadian clock-controlled protein daywake. NCBI's taxonomy places the organism in Eukaryota, Metazoa, Arthropoda, Insecta, Lepidoptera, Sphingidae. The record is from RefSeq and is a predicted model, not a curated record. The transcript has 5 exons. Bases 100 to 819 code for a protein of 239 amino acids.
AGUGACUUUGUAACUGACCGCUUGUAUAUUAAGGUCGCCUUUGGAUUUCCUGUAACAGUUCGAAGACGACUUUUCAAAAGACUCUACGUGUGAACUAAAAUGGUUUUAAAAAUAGCUUUGUAUUUAGCGAUAUGCCUCGCAGGAUCCGCGAAGACCGCAGUUCUGCCGGUAGAAAAAUGCCAUCUAGAAGAUUCCAAGUGCAUGAUUCCUGCGAUCCAGAAAGCACUGCCCGUGUUCCUGGAUGGGUUACCAGACUUGGGCAUCAAUGUAAUGGAUGUAUUGGAAAUGGAUGACAUCAAGUUUGAUAUAUCGGGGCUGCAGUUCAGCCUCACAGAAGGGAAACUAAAAGGAUUGAAGAGUUCAAUCAUCGAUGACGUCAAAUGGGACUUAAAAAGUAAGAAAUUCGAGAUCCAUUAUCAUGCAGAUUGCACUGUGAAGGGCCACUAUACUGCGGCUGGAAGGAUCCUAGUUCUACCUAUUACUGGAGACGGUGACAUGAAAUUAAAAUUGAAGAAUUUAAAUAUCAAGCUAUACAUUAGCUAUGAAGUAGAAAAAGGAGCCGAUGGCAAAGAUCAUAUUGCGCCGAAAAAGUUGGAUUACGAUUUCGAAGUGGUAGACAACGCGCAGUUUUCUUUGACUAACUUAUUCAAUGGAAACAAGGAACUUAGUGACACAAUGUUGAAAUUCUUGAACGAAAACUGGAAGCAAAUCUCUUUAGAAUUUGGAAAACCCCUUAUGGACGUCGCAGCAAAGUCCAUAUUUAAGAAUGUUAUUACAUUCUUUGCGAAAGAAGCAAUCGAGGACAUUGCAGAAGUAUGAAAAUAAUGUGUAAUAGAGUAGGGCUAAAAAUAUUGACUGGGUUUAAACAUGUUUACUUUCCUAAUU